This is a messenger RNA of Lachancea dasiensis, 1224 nucleotides long. The record is from the annotation of a GenBank genome assembly. NCBI's taxonomy places the organism in Eukaryota, Fungi, Ascomycota, Saccharomycetes, Saccharomycetales, Saccharomycetaceae.
AUGACUAUCCCAGGCCCUUCAAAGGCUUCUGAAAAUUACUCAAAGUUUUUUGCGCAGUGCGAUCAAGAAGGUUUUCCGGAUAGGCAUUACUUGGAAUGGGUGUCAAAACAAUCCGCUAGAUCAGCUCGAUUGGACAGUAAAAAUCCGGUGAAGACUUUGGAAUUUAGUCCGACGGGUUCUCAUCUGGCGUACAGUAGAGCUGAUGGAACUCUAAAUUUAUGGAAGCUCAAGUCAGACCGUGCAGAAACAUAUCUAUCAGUUGAAUUCGAACUUCCUCGCAAUGUCUCAUCAACUGGCCCCGUUGAGAGGCCAGUAUGUGGCAUGACAUGGCACCCUAUAACCGGAUUCUUAUUGGCAACGGUCAAUGGCUCAAGUUGUAUCAACGUUCACGAUGUGUUUACGGGAGCUUUGAUCAAAAACAUUGACACAAACGGCGACCUUUCCUUCCGAAAAUUGUCGUACAGUCCCGAUGGAUCAUUAUUAGUGGCCCUGGCGGAAGAUGGGCAAUUUUGUCUUUUUGACAUUGAUGGAGAUUAUAAACAGCUUUGGACCUCAUCAUCAAAAGCUCGAUCGGAGGGUCCCCCGGAACCUACUGUUACCGCUACAACGUUUACCUGGUCUCAAGACAGCUCUAUGCUAUAUGUAGCUUUUAACUCAGGAGAGAUUCGAGUUUUCAAGGUCGGUGAAACAGCCCUGGAGCAUUAUACGUCUGUCUCGGGUCAUACGGGCGCUAUAAAUCGUUUGAAGAUAGAUUCUACGGGACUAUUUCUUUUCGCAGGCGGUAGCGAUACUAUAUGUUCUAUAUGGAACUUGACGAACAUGUGUUGCGUGAAGAUUAUCAGCGACUUCACGGGCCCCAUAAUGGAUUUGGAUAUAAGUUCUGAUAACGUAGCAUUGGCGCUUACGUCCCCACUGCAUACUCAGAUUUACGCAAUGGAUACCAGUGAAUCACUCCACUCGCUGGCUCCUCAACAAAAUAUAGAGAUUCCUAUAUUUCGGUUCUAUCCAGGAAGAAUGGCGUUUGUAACAAUUUCAGAAAAUGAAGAAGUAGUCAAGUAUCAUAAGUUGGCACCUACUGAGGCGGGAAACCGGAGCGAUACGGUCGAGCGAGAGAAAAAUGGUCGGCAUGACAGAAAUGGUGCGGGCAUCAAGACAAGUCGUCGCCGAGAGGAUGAUCGCUCUUGGAGAGGAAGCAGAUUCCCUAAGAGGUCGGCAAGAAGAUAA